Molecule: messenger RNA, 2094 nt
Organism: Hypanus sabinus (Atlantic stingray)
Lineage: Eukaryota; Metazoa; Chordata; Chondrichthyes; Myliobatiformes; Dasyatidae
Product: rac GTPase-activating protein 1-like
Exons: 17
Coding region: 1-1959 (652 amino acids)
Biological process (GO): signal transduction
Source: RefSeq, a predicted model, not a curated record
AUGCACCGCUCAGCACGGGAGCCCCCACUGCUGUACACUCUGUCCACACACAACUGCACGGACAAGUACCCAACCAAUCACAUCGUCAGGUUCACUGGUGACACAACCGCGGUGGGACUCAUCACCAACGAUGCGGAAACGGCCUACAGAGGGAAGUUGAAAGAGCUCGAGGCCAGAUAUACGGUGGAGAGCGUCCUGUUUGGUACGGAAGCUGAACUGUGGCAGACGGGAAGACUCCAUGCGUUCUACCAGCUGGCUCUCAGCUUUGAGAGGUGCCGUCAGAAGUGGAAGGCGGCGGAGGAAGAACUGGCGGCCAGCCGGAACCUCCUGGCUGAGGUGCAGCUGGAGAAGACAUCUCUGGAGGUCCACCUCAAGCAUGCCCGACAUCAGCUGGACAUUGAGCUGAAGCGAAGGCACAAGGCGGAGCUGGCUUGCGAGCAGCUGGAACGGCGUCUCCAGUUGAUCCAUGACGUGCUGAGUUGUGAGGGUCCAGCCUUGGGCCUACAGGCCGAAGACCGGGAGAAUAUUCUGAACGUGCUGAACAGCCACUCUGGGGCCACCAGAAGCAGGUUCCCCACGGUGGAGGAGACUCUGAUGUCCAACCUCUCUCACUCGGGCAUCAGCUAUGACCGGACCAGCGACGAGAUGUUGGUACCAGCGACGACUGGUAGAGUGACCAGGCCGAAGAACCGGGAUAGGAGGUGCUCUGCCCGCAUCCUCGUGGACAGCGUUCCCCGCGGCACCCGCAGGUCCCGCUCUUCCUCUGAGCUGAUCCUGGACCCAGCCGGAAGCCCUUUGGUCGCGGAGCCCGUGGACAGGAGUCGGAGCCCGAAGCGCCCCGGGUCGCCCCAACCAGUGGCUUCACGGCCGAGACGCUCCCUCAUGCCAGAGCUGGCUGACGGUGGGGUGAGGAACCAGCAGACACCACAGACUGCUCCAGCACCUCCAGCAGGGAUCCUGUGCUCACCAAGGGGAUUAUCCAGCCCUGAGAACAAGGCCCCAUCCAGGCCCCACAACUUUGUCUCUAAAACGAUUAUCCGUCCGGAAUCCUGCCUUCCUUGCGGCAAACGGAUCAGGUUUGGGAAGGUGGUACUGAAGUGCCGUGGUUGCUGCCUGGUGUCUCACCCGGACUGCCGUAGACUGUGCCCCACCCUCUGCGCACCCAACUUCACCCCGACCUUGGUCAAAAAUGGAGAGGGAACGGUUGCUGACUUCGCUCCUCCAACAACCCCCAUGAUCCCAUCGCUCGUCAUUCAUUGCAUCAGCGAGAUUGAACGCCGGGGGUUACAGGAGCCAGGGAUUUACCGUAUUCCUGGCUGUGAGCGUACGGUGAGGGAGCUGAGGAAGCACUACGUGCGAGGGAAGGGGCUGCCGCUGCUGAGCCGCGUUACGAACAUCCACGUCAUCUGCGGUCUGCUAAAGUACUUCCUCCAUAAGCUGAAGGAGCCAGUGGUGACGUUUGGACUCCAGCCGACGUUCCUGGCCGCUACCGAUCUCCCUGCCGAACACAGCCAGGUGGAGCUGUGCCGAGCCCUGGCCACCCUUCCCUGCGCCAACCGUGAGACCCUGGCCUACCUUGUCACGCACCUGCACAGGGUAAUUCGCAGCCCAGCGUGCAGGAUGGAUCAAAGAAAUCUGGCCCGAGUCUUCGGCCCAACGCUGGUGGGACACGCCAAGCCCGACCCUCACCCGCUGGAGGUGAUUGAGGACAUGAAACGGCAGCCGGAGGUCGUGGAGCGUCUCCUCUUGCUGCCCCCUGAAGUCUGGAGCCAGGUCGUGUCGAAGGCACCUGCAGGAAGUGGAGCCUGUGAGCCUAAGCCUUUUGUGUCUGGUACUCUGUUCAAGCCACUGACCAGCCCUGAUGUGGCCAAGAUGGACCUUUCUCCUGGCUGCUGUCUGCCCCUCGGCUUGCUAACUGGAACCUCCGACAAGUUAUUCCCUUCACCAACCGCAAAAUGAACUGCCCGCAAAGAACCGCUACAGAGAGAACAUUGUCCCAGCGGACCCUGGCAAGUUCUGCAUCCCUCACCUGUCUGGAGAUUUGGUUUCCUUUCGAGUUUUACUCCAUGUUUUUCUGGGAUGAUCGGUCUCCAG